AUGAGCUUCUCUAUCACGUUCACCGAGCUGGUCAACGUAGCCAUCCCACAGUGUGGGGUCGUGAACUUCAAGGCCCUUCAUCUCCUGCUGCAGGGCAUCUUGGAGCAUAUCCAAAUAGCUGAGCUCAAGAAAGUCCUUUCAGGGGAAGAGGACUUCCUUCAAUCCUCACCAGCGGUGUUUAUGCCCAGGGAGGGAGAUGCCCAGCCUAUCAUCAACCCAAUGAAGAGGCUUAGCAACAUCUUUGACCAAGUGGUAGACCGAAUCGAAAAGAUAGAGUGCAAACUGGCUGAGAUGCAGGACAUACCCACCACCUCACAGCUGGUAGAGGACAGCCAUGGGGACAAGCGGCCCGCUGAGGAGAUGUGGAAUAAUAUCAAGAUCCAGAAGAGGAUAGAGGGCAAUGAGAAAGCCACAGAAAAGUUUACCAGGACUCUGCAGGAUCUGCUCAGCGACCUUCAUGUCCUCAAGAGCUCUGUGGCGACUAUUCAGAAGGAUGUGGACACAAUCAAGUUUAUAUUUGAAAAGGUAAACCCACAAAAAUUGGAACUUCUUGGUGAUGACUUGAAAACACAGAGCCGGAAGUUGGGUGCCCUGCAGCGGGAAGUGGUUACCCUCCAGAACAAGGUUCGAGCUGUCCCCCAACCUGAGGAGAUGGUGCUCUGGAGUGGCCUCCAUGAGGCCAUGUUCAGUCCGGAACAGCAGAAGCUGGAAAUGGAGCAGUCCGGAGUCUGGCAGAGCAUGGUCUCUCUGCCAGAGUCUCCUUUGGAGCAGCCUGAGGAUGCUGGCUACAUCCAUAUCCCCAUCCACAGUGCCACCCCUGUGCCCACCAUGGUGCAGUUUGGAACCACAGGAGCCCUCAGGGAAGAGGAGCUCACUCGGGCUGAAGAACUUGCUGACUCCCAGAGGCUAGAGCGGGCUCAGGCCUCUGUGUCUCUGACACAGAGUCUGAGACAAGCUGCCCCUGCCGCCGCCCCCGCCCCCACUGCCGCCCCCGCCCCCACCCCUGUCCCUGUCCCUGUAUUUGUGCCUGGGCCUGAUUUCAUGCCAGUCUAUGGGCCUAGACCUGGAAUGGCUACCCCAAGUGCAUGGGCCUUACCAAGAGGCUGGGCUAGGGGUAACGUUCAGCCUAUGUGGAAUAUGGGUCCCUACCAGCCUGGCCAAGGUCCACUUCAGCCUAUGGGUCCGACGCCCAGGGUUCCCUUCCCAGCCAUGGGAAGUGGCAUACUAUGGAGUCAGUCACUGCCCCAAGAGCCCCAGUGGUACCCAGAAACUGAAGAAAAAGGGACUGAAUAUGAGGAACAGUACCUGGAAGGCUAUCAGGAGGAGAUGCCCAUGGAUGAGGCUCCCCAGGAAGAGAUGGCUGUGUAUGGGGCUCUUGAGGAAGAGGUCCCUACAGAAGGGGUUCCUCAGGAUGGGAUUCCCAAGGGAAGAGCUCGGGAGAGGAUUCCCAAGGGAAAGGUCCCCAAGUACAAAAUCCCCAAGGAGAGGGUUUCCUAUCACAAAGCCCCCAAGGAUGUGACCCCCGAAGACUCAGACACCAAAGAUGAGGUUCCUGAAGUCAAAGUCCUCAAAAAGGUGGCCUACAAAGACAGACCUCAGAAGGACAAGGCCCUGGAACCACGCCAUAAGGGCCCUUCAUCUGCCAUAAGGAAGCUGAAGUCUGCUAUUGCCACAGCUGCAGCAGCUGCAGCUGCCUACGCGGCCCACGCAAACUCAGCUGCCCAGCUUGCCAAAGAUGCUGUGAAGGCCAUCCAGGACGUUCCUGCGAGCCAGCUGGCCACCAAGGCAGCAUUGAUUGCAUCAUCAGGGCCUUUAGGGGCCUUUGCAGAUUUCCUGGGUGCAGGAUUUGGCCACGGGGCCACUUCCAGCAUACCCUUCGGUGAGGGUGAGUUGGAAGGGUUUCCUGAAGAGUUCGCAGCACCCUUUAACCCCUUCACAUCCAAACCGGUCCUGUCCCAGGCCAUGAUAAAUGCCAUGCAGGCUACGAGUCCUGAAGAAAAGAAAAAGGCUGUGCAGUACUCCAUGAGCCACAUUGCCCAGAUGCCCAGCAGGCAUAACUCCCUGAAGGAAGAGUUUACAAACCUGUCAACCACCUUAAACCAACGCUUAAAUUACUUAGCUAACAUGGGAAGCUCUGGCGUACUUGGUAGCACAGUAAAUGUGCUGGAAGAAAAGAUUAUUAACCUUCAGAAGGCCAGGCUGCAGGAAGAAGAGCUGGAGAGAGUUUGGGGCCACCAGAUAGAUACGAUGAAGAGUCACUACACAGUGCUGGACAGGGCAGUGGAAAGGCUCCAGAUUCGAAUGGAUGACCUGAAGGUCCUCAAGGCAGAGAUCGAAAGGUUGGACCUGGUUAAGGCAGAUAAACGGGUGAUGGAUCUGGAGCUGAAUGAAAAAGCUAACAGGGACGCAUUGGCAAGCAAGGCAAACCGAGUGGACUUGGAGACAGCAGCGAUGGAGCUGAAUGAGAUGAUUCACAGCGUGCUCUUGAAAAUCACAAACUACGAGUCUGACUGGAAGAAGGCUCUGAAACAUAUCAGGAAGGACAUGAACACUAAGCUAGUCCAGAGCGAUCUGAAUAGCCUGAAGAAGGACAUAGAAGAGGUCUGGAAGGUCGUCCGGAAGCUUCUGCUAGAAGGUCUCAGAUUUGACCCUGACAGCGCUGCAGGCUUUAAGAAGAAAUUGUUCGAGAGGGUGAAGUGCAUCUCCUGCGACAGGCCCGUAGAGAUGAUGACUGGCCCACAGCUGAUCACCAUCCGCAACACCCCUGGGCUGUCCCGAAUAAGGCCAGCCAGUGCCAACAGCUACGAGUAUCUGCAGCGGCAGCUGAUGAGGGAACAACAGCAGCAGCUGCAUUUCCAGAACUUUGGAGUCCAUGAGGAGGGUCAGGGCUUCCAGAAGGACUGGGGUGAUGGGCCCCGAAAUGAGAACAUCUUGAAGCACAAGUCACAUGACCUGUCAACACUCUAUCCUUAUGGGGACCCUGAGCUGAUGGACUAUGACACUGCGGAGGUGGACAUCUUGGGAGUAGACGGAGUUCUGUACAAAGGCCGAAUGAGCAGCCAGUUUGGGACUCGGGCUGGGGAGAAGGACAUUGCAGCUGUGAAAGUUUCAUAUUACACCAUUCCAAACCUGACUGAUCGAGUGCGCCCAGGAUCCUUACUUGCUCCGGGCUAUCCACCCUUGGUCUCCCGCACCAGUAUCACCUCUGCCACCACUCUACACUCUGCCACCAACAUCACGACGGCACGGCCACCAUCCCUGCCACCAGUGCCACAGCUACCACCAUUGAUCCCUGUCUCAAGGGAUACCCAAGAGGCCCCUGGAUCUGCCAAGCGCUUGAAAUCUCCACGGCUGUAGCACACCAACCUGUGAAACCCAAGCCUGAGACCCAACUA
Mus pahari (shrew mouse) is the source of this 3395-nucleotide messenger RNA. RefSeq names its product chromosome 12 C16orf96 homolog (gene C12H16orf96). The transcript is spliced from 16 exons. Lineage: Eukaryota; Metazoa; Chordata; Mammalia; Rodentia; Muridae. The coding region runs from base 1 to 3357 and encodes 1118 amino acids. The record is from RefSeq and is a predicted model, not a curated record.